AUCCGAAUAGAUCCCCGGCCGUGCUGGAUCCCCGCUCUGUGUCACAUGUUCCACGCGCGAAGAAAAUGAGCAUUCUGCGAAAGAGAUUGAACGAGUUCGAUGAUGUUCUCAAUACGGAUGAGAUAGACAUGGUCAGCCUUGGUAAAAUAUGUUUUCAUGGCAUACCGGAUGAAGGUGGUCUCAGGCCUUUGUGCUGGAAGUUGUUGCUCAAUUACUUACCGCCGACCAGAUCCAGUUGGUCGGAGACUCUGAACCGCAAGAGAGAGUUGUACAAUACAUUUAUCGAAGAUCUCAUUGUCAUGCCUGGGGAAUCCAAUGCGGAUGACAAAGAAAGAGUUGACGUGACAUUGCAUGAUCAUCCUCUCAAUUUAAAUCCAGAUAGUAAGUGGCAAACAUACUUUAAGGAUAACGAAGUUCUGCUACAAAUUGAUAAAGAUGUCAGGCGACUGUGUCCAGACAUAUCAUUUUUCCAACAAGGCACUGACUAUCCUUGUCAGAAGAUAGUGAGCGCUAAUGGUCAGCAACGUUUGCAUCACAGAGUUCAACAUACAGUGCUGAAAAGCGCGAAUGUUGAGAGGAAGGGAUUAGGAGUGACCAAGCAGAUAGCGGUCUCCGUCAGAAAGGCCACGGAGGAUUACGCGCCAUUAGCCGAAGGUGGCGAGGCGCAUUGGGAGGUCUUAGAGAGAAUACUCUUUUUAUACGCCAAGUUAAAUCCCGGCCAAGGUUACGUACAGGGUAUGAACGAAAUAGUAGGACCUAUAUAUCACGCGUUCGCCUGCGAUCCGGAUCAGGCAUGGAGAGAACACGCCGAGGCUGACACUUUCUUCUGUUUUACCAAUCUAAUGGGCGAGAUACGCGAUUUCUUCAUAAAAACGUUGGACGAGGCUGAAUUUGGCAUCAAUUCGAUGAUGAGUAAAUUAACCAAUCAAGUCAAGACCAAUGAUCCCGAGGUUUGGAUGCGGCUGCAUCAGCAGGAGCUGUGUCCACAAUAUUAUAGCUUCAGAUGGCUGACGCUCCUUCUCUCACAAGAAUUCCCGUUGCCGGAUGUCAUGAGAAUAUGGGAUUCUCUGUUCGCUGACGAGGAUAGAUUCAGCUUCCUCAUACAUAUCUGCUGUGCCAUGAUCUUGCUACUGAGGGACCAGUUGCUGGCCGGCGAUUUUGCUACGAACGUCAAACUUUUGCAGAAUUUCCCAUCGAUGGAUAUCCAAAUCGUGCUCUCUAAGGCUGCUGCUCUGGCGGGCAAGAUUUUAUAGUCUUCUUGUAACAGUCGCCAGUGAUUCUCCGAGGUGUCGAAAUUGUGACUUCUCGAGCUAUCGAGAUCACGAUUUUCUUCCUACACUGGCACGCGAUAUAUCACGAAGUCAUCGUAUGAAAAUAAGUAUCUCGAUGAGAUAUGUAUUGUAACAUAAUGUCAAUCGUAUAGAUACCGGCGGCUCAAUAGAAGAUAAACAAUUUGCGUUGUAUCAAGCAUCCAACAGUUGUAUAUGCGGUACGCACCAAGCUACACACAUACAAUCAGCUCAGACUCGUUGACUCGUCACGUAGCUUCGUGGCAGGACGAGCGUGAACAUUGGGUAUACAGCAUUUUUUUGCCAUGUGUCAAACUUUUUGAUACAUUUAAAACGUGGUAUUUGUAUAUACAUAACUUUUAAAUCGGAAAGUACACACACACGCACGGGGCUGAAGAUUUUGGAAACGUGAAUUUACAAGAGGCGCAUGAGCGAAUUCACCUGCGGUUUCUCCAAUGGUAGAUAAUAACGAUAGGGCUAGAACAUUCGGGCCGAAAGCAGGAAAAACGAUUUAUUAAACUUUCCCGAUCGUCCCGCCAUGACGACACGGAAUUACGCAAUAAUCGCAUCGCAAUAAGAUCUAAUAUCAUUUGUAUACGCGCUACAAUUAACAACGCAUAUAGAAAUACAAAUCUAUUACAUUUUGUAAUCUUAUUUUUAUAAUAAAAACGCGCCCGUUCGUGA
Molecule: messenger RNA, 1973 nt
Organism: Dinoponera quadriceps
Lineage: Eukaryota; Metazoa; Arthropoda; Insecta; Hymenoptera; Formicidae
Product: TBC1 domain family member 13
Exons: 11
Coding region: 66-1253 (395 amino acids)
Biological process (GO): activation of GTPase activity; intracellular protein transport
Molecular function (GO): GTPase activator activity
Source: RefSeq, a predicted model, not a curated record